This is a messenger RNA of Cervus elaphus (red deer), 1427 nucleotides long. RefSeq names its product UL16-binding protein 1-like. The record is from RefSeq and is a predicted model, not a curated record. The transcript is spliced from 5 exons. Gene Ontology annotation, cellular component: external side of plasma membrane. Gene Ontology annotation, biological process: antigen processing and presentation of endogenous peptide antigen via MHC class Ib; positive regulation of T cell mediated cytotoxicity; immune response. Bases 155 to 880 code for a protein of 241 amino acids. NCBI's taxonomy places the organism in Eukaryota, Metazoa, Chordata, Mammalia, Artiodactyla, Cervidae.
UGGGGCGGGGCCUGUCGGCGGAUGGGCGGGCCAGGCACUCGGCGCAGGAGCGGAGGUCCAGACCGCAGCUGCGGGCUAGCGGGAGAGGAUCGCGGGUUCUGACUUGGCAGCCUCGCACUCCUGCAACAUUGGGAUCCAGGAGGCAAAGGGAGAGAUGGGUGGCUCCAAGAGCAGUCUUGCCUUCCUCGUUUUGCUUCUGAUUGGCUUGUUGAGCGGGACGUCCAGCGACGCUCAUUCUCUUUCCUAUAAUUUCACCAUCAAUCCUCGGCCCAGACCUGGUCAGCCAUGGUGUGAGGUUCAAGGCGAAGUGGAUCAAAAGGUGUUUGUCUCCUGUGACUGUGGUACAGCUGAGAUCAAGUACUUGAGUCCCUUGGGAGAGGAAGUGAAAAGUAUGAACGCCUGGGAAACACAGGCUGGCACACUGAGGGACAUUGGAGACUUGCUCAAGGAGCACGUGUCUGACGUUACCCCGGAGAGAUACACAGACAAGGUGGGGUCAGGCCCUCUGACCCUGCAGGCCAGGAUGACGUGCUGGAGUAAACACAACGGACACAUCAAUGGAUCCUGGCAGUUUGGCUUCAAUGGAAAACUGUCCCUCCUCUUUGAUUCAGAGAAUGGACAUUGGAAAGUGGUUCAUCCUGGAGGGAGAUGGAUGAAAGAGAAGUGGGAGAAAGAUAGAACUGUUACUGACUUCUUCAAGAAGGUCUCCAUGGGAGACUGUCAGCUCUGGUAUCAGGCUUUCUUGGAGCGCUGGGAGAGAAUGUUGAAGACCACGGCAUCACCGACCACGGGCCCCCCUACAGUCCAGUCCUCGGCCCCAGCCAUCACUCACGUCACCUGGAUCCUCCCCGUGGCCCUCAUAACUGUCUUCCGGGGCUGAGUCCUUUCCAAGAGCAGGAGACGGUGCUCCCAGGAAGCCCAACAGGUGCUCUUCAUUUUAGAUCCAGGAGAUCAGACCCCAUGAAUCCUGAGUAUGUUAUCCGGUUGCUGUGACACAGUAGACGCAUCAUCUCAUGAGCUUUAUCACAUUUGAUGAAAUCCUACUCAGCAUCUCUGAAAAAAAACAACACAGAAUCAAUUUAUUUCACUUUCUUCUGGUGCUAAGCGAUGGAAUUUCUGCACUGAAAUGUCCAGGUACUUGAAGAAAUCUCCACAAACAGGACAUUUUUCAUCGUAUUCUAGUUUGUGCAUAAUUAGACUCUGCCUCGUGACCUCGUUCUUGCAAAUGGUAUUGCAAGAAAAAUACCAUCUGGUAUUAUAGGACUCAGGGAUUCUUUCUGUGUCUGGAAAAAUCACCUCAGCCUACUUUCAAUAGAACAAAGUUUUAUUUAUGACUGUUUCCCUUAAUAAUUUAUUAUGCUGAAAGUGAAAGUGUUAGUCGCUCAGUCCUGUCCGACUCUCUGCGACCCCGUGGACUAUAGCCCGCC